Molecule: messenger RNA, 2367 nt
Organism: Puma concolor (puma)
Lineage: Eukaryota; Metazoa; Chordata; Mammalia; Carnivora; Felidae
Gene: DDX23
Product: DEAD-box helicase 23
Molecular function (GO): ATP binding; RNA helicase activity; nucleic acid binding
Source: RefSeq, a predicted model, not a curated record
AUGGCAGGAGAGCUGGCUGACAAAAAGGACCGUGAUGCAUCACCUUCCAAGGAGGAAAGAAAGCGAUCUCGGACUCCUGACAGAGAACGGGAUAGAGACCGGGACCGGAAGUCUUCCCCAUCCAAAGACAGGAAGCGGCAUCGUUCAAGGGAUAGGCGUCGAGGAGGUAGCCGUUCUCGCUCCCGGUCCCGUUCCAAGUCUACAGAAAGAGAGCGAAGGCACAAAGAACGAGAACGGGAUAAGGAGCGUGAUCGGAAUAAGAAGGACCGAGACCGGGAUAAGGAUGGGCACCGACGGGACAAGGACCGGAAACGAUCCAGUUUAUCUCCUGGCCGAGGAAAAGAUUUUAAAUCUCGGAAAGACAGAGACUCUAAGAAGGAUGAAGACGAUGAACAUGGUGAUAAGAAACCUAAGGCUCAGCCGUUAUCCCUGGAGGAACUUCUGGCCAAGAAGAAGGCUGAGGAAGAAGCUGAGGCUAAGCCCAAGUUCCUCUCCAAAGCGGAACGAGAGGCUGAAGCCCUAAAGCGACGACAGCAGGAGGUGGAGGAGCGACAGAGGAUGCUCGAAGAAGAGCGCAAGAAAAGGAAACAGUUCCAAGACUUGGGCAGGAAAAUGUUGGAAGACCCUCAGGAACGGGAACGUCGGGAACGCAGGGAGAGGAUGGAGCGGGAGACCAAUGGAAAUGAGGAUGAGGAAGGGCGACAGAAGAUCCGGGAAGAGAAGGAUAAGAGCAAGGAACUGCAUGCCAUUAAGGAGCGCUAUCUGGGUGGUAUCAAGAAGCGGCGCCGAACAAGGCAUCUCAAUGACCGCAAGUUUGUCUUUGAGUGGGACGCAUCGGAGGACACGUCCAUCGACUACAACCCCCUAUACAAGGAACGGCACCAGGUGCAGUUGUUGGGGCGAGGCUUCAUUGCAGGCAUUGACCUGAAGCAGCAGAAACGAGAGCAGUCACGUUUCUACGGAGACCUGAUGGAGAAGAGGCGGACACUGGAAGAAAAGGAGCAGGAGGAGGCCAGACUCCGCAAGCUCCGUAAGAAGGAAGCCAAGCAGCGCUGGGAUGAUCGGCACUGGUCCCAGAAGAAGUUAGAUGAGAUGACGGACCGGGACUGGCGGAUCUUCCGAGAGGACUACAGCAUCACCACCAAAGGUGGCAAGAUCCCCAAUCCCAUCCGGUCCUGGAAAGACUCUUCUCUGCCCCCGCACAUCUUGGAGGUCAUCGAUAAGUGCGGGUACAAGGAACCAACACCUAUCCAGCGUCAAGCAAUUCCCAUUGGGCUACAGAAUCGUGACAUCAUUGGUGUGGCUGAGACCGGCAGUGGCAAGACAGCAGCCUUCCUCAUCCCAUUGCUCGUCUGGAUCACCACUCUCCCCAAAAUUGACAGGAUCGAAGAGUCAGACCAAGGCCCUUAUGCCAUCAUCCUGGCCCCCACUCGUGAGUUGGCUCAGCAGAUUGAGGAAGAGACCAUCAAGUUUGGGAAGCCACUGGGCAUCCGCACUGUGGCUGUCAUUGGCGGCAUCUCCAGAGAGGACCAGGGCUUCAGGCUGCGCAUGGGCUGUGAGAUUGUGAUAGCUACCCCAGGACGUCUGAUUGAUGUGCUGGAGAACCGUUACCUUGUGCUGAGCCGCUGUACCUAUGUGGUUCUGGAUGAGGCAGAUAGGAUGAUUGACAUGGGCUUUGAGCCAGAUGUCCAGAAGAUCCUGGAGCACAUGCCUGUCAGCAACCAGAAGCCGGACACGGAUGAAGCUGAGGACCCUGAGAAGAUGUUGGCCAACUUUGAGUCAGGAAAACAUAAGUACCGCCAAACAGUCAUGUUUACGGCCACCAUGCCCCCAGCGGUGGAGCGUCUGGCCCGGAGCUAUCUGCGGCGACCUGCUGUGGUGUACAUUGGCUCUGCAGGCAAGCCUCAUGAACGUGUGGAACAGAAGGUCUUCCUCAUGUCAGAGUCGGAAAAGAGGAAAAAGCUGCUGGCAAUCUUGGAACAAGGCUUUGAUCCACCCAUUAUCAUUUUUGUCAACCAGAAGAAGGGCUGCGAUGUUUUGGCCAAAUCUCUGGAGAAGAUGGGGUACAAUGCUUGCACGCUGCAUGGUGGAAAAGGCCAGGAGCAGCGAGAGUUUGCACUGUCCAACCUCAAGGCUGGGGCCAAGGAUAUUUUGGUGGCUACAGAUGUGGCGGGUCGUGGUAUCGACAUCCAAGAUGUGUCUAUGGUUGUCAACUAUGAUAUGGCCAAAAACAUUGAAGUCCUGCCUGCCCGCGCGCCCUCUGGGGAGCUUUGCACAAGGGUGACAAUGGAGAGCGGUUGUGCCACACGGGCAGGUGGGGCCCAGUUGUGGCCUGUUGUGGUGUGCCAGCGGCUGGAUGGCACCUAG